Messenger RNA from Candida tropicalis MYA-3404, 474 nucleotides. It is a transcript of the gene TRS20, whose product is annotated as TRAPP subunit. The coding region runs from base 1 to 474 and encodes 157 amino acids. NCBI's taxonomy places the organism in Eukaryota, Fungi, Ascomycota, Pichiomycetes, Serinales, Debaryomycetaceae. Gene Ontology annotation, cellular component: cytoplasm; nucleus; TRAPP complex. The record is from RefSeq and is a predicted model, not a curated record. Gene Ontology annotation, biological process: endoplasmic reticulum to Golgi vesicle-mediated transport. The transcript has a single exon.
AUGUCAUCAUCAUCUGCCUCUACAUCUUCAUAUUAUUUCACUAUUAUAGGAACAAAAGAUAAUCCUUUAUAUGAGUUAGAAUUUUCAUCAUUUAAAAGUACAAAUAUAACAUCUAGUGAUAAUCAAAUUCCUGGAAAAUCACAAUUUACACCAUCAACUAAAGAAUUAUUACCAUUUAUUGCAAAUUCGUCAUUAGAUCUAAUAGAAGAUCAAACUUAUAGUAAUUCAAUUUUAAAUCUUGGUAAGAUUGAUCAAUUUUAUGGAUUAUCUAUAAAUGCAUAUAUUUUACAAAGUCAAGUGAAAUUUAUCUUAUGUUAUAAUUGUAAAGAAGAAACUUCAAUAAAACAAUUCUUUCAAGAAGUCAAUGAAUUAUAUGUUAAAUAUUUGAUGAAUCCAUUCUAUAAUGUCAAUGAUGCAAUUAUUUCUCCAGAUUUCGAUUUGAAAAUUAAACAAUUGGCAAGAAAAUAUUUAUAA